Molecule: messenger RNA, 2570 nt
Organism: Zea mays
Lineage: Eukaryota; Viridiplantae; Streptophyta; Magnoliopsida; Poales; Poaceae
Product: zinc finger BED domain-containing protein RICESLEEPER 2-like
Exons: 3
Coding region: 161-2365 (734 amino acids)
Molecular function (GO): DNA binding; protein dimerization activity
Source: RefSeq, a predicted model, not a curated record
GCACUUUGAAAUAAAAUGCAAACUGCAUCACGAUUCUUAUGUUUGACAGUUUCUCAUAUUUAAAUUAGUAGAGCCCAACAUGCUCUGUGUUGAACACUUGAACCAAACUCUAUCACGAUUUGUUAUUCACUUUCUUGUAUUGUUUGCAGAUUGCUAAGUGAUGGAAUCCUUAACAGUCCAUUCAACUGCGCAAGGGAAAGGGAGGAGUGAAAGAGAUGAGACUGAUUCAGAGAGUAACUCCUUCGACAAGAAUGAUGAAAUGUCUGAGGAUGAGAUGACGGUGCUAGGUGGGAAAGAUGCCAAUGUUGUUAGAGUUGAUGAAUCUGAUGGUAGUGGAGAUGUGAAUAGAGUCAAGAAAAGACAUAAAGGGGUGAAUAAACCAGUUAAGGUUGAGGGGGGCAGCAAAGGCAAAUCCAAGGUUUGGGAGGUUUUUGAUAAGGUGAAUGUGCCAAACCCGGCCGAUAAGGAGAAUCCAUUACUAAAGGCAAAGUGCAAAUAUUGUAAAAAGCUUUAUAGUUAUGCACAAGGGUCAACAACAACGACAUUGUCGAGGCAUAUGAAGAACUGUGACAAGUAUCAAAAGCAUAUCGAACAGAAGCUUGAUCAGUCUCUAUUGAACUUUGCUCCUUCAAUGACAGGUGAAUCUGGAUCUGGUCUCCCUACUAUCUCAUCACCUAAAGAUUAUAAUCAUGAGCAAGUAAAAAAAUUGAUUGCCAAAAUGAUCAUAGUUCAUGAAUACCCAUUUAGAAUGGUUGAGCACACAUGGUUUAAUAUUCUCAUGAAGUAUAUGAAUCCGUUGUAUGAAUUUGUUGGUAGGAAGACCAUAAGAGCUGAAUGUUUAAAGAUUUAUGAGUCUGAAAAGGAAUCAUUAGCAAAGGUCCUUAAAGGUGUGGAUUUCAUUUCCUUAACCACUGAUUUGUGGACAUCUAAUCAAACCUUGUCCUAUAUGUGUUUGGUUGCACAUUACAUUGAUAAAGAUUGGAAAAUGCAAUAUUGUGUGCUGAAUUUUUUUGAGUUAGACCCUCCACACAAAGGAUAUGUGAUAGGACAGGCUGCUUAUGAAUGUGUUACUGCAUGGAAAAUAGAAGAUAAGAUUGUUUCCUUCACUCUAGAUAAUGCUGCAAACAAUGAUAGUGCUAUACGGGGUUUGAGGGCUAGAUUUGCAGCUAGACAGGGGAAUGCUUUCAUUGCAAAAUACUUUCAUGUCCGUUGUUGUGCACACAUAAUCAAUUUGGUUGUCAAUGAUGGAAUAACUGCAUUAGCUUCUUUGAUAGAAAACUUAAGGUUAAUAGUCAAGUACCUUAAGAAGUCUCCAUCUCGCAUGCAUAAGUUUGUAGAGAUAUGUAGAUCUCUUGCAUUGCAAAUUGGAGAAGGGAUGAGACUUGAUGUGCCAACUAGGUGGGGUUCAACAUACAAGAUGUUGCGCACAAGUAUAGCUUACAAAGAAGCUAUUAAGACAUAUGCUGAUUCAGAUUUGAACUAUAAGUGGGAACCUACAACUGAAGAAUGGGAUUUGUUUGUUGCAAUUGAGCCAAUUCUAGCCUCUCUAACUAAAGUAACCACUGCAUUGUCAGCUUCUUCUUACCCCACUGCAAACCUAUUCUAUCCUCACAUUGUGGAUGUCAAAAUUGCAUUGAGAUCAGCAAUGGGUUCUACUAAUUUAAAUAUGAGAAAAAUGGGUAAUGCAAUGAUGGAGAAAUUCAAUAAGUAUUGGGAAGAAAAGAACAAUGUUAUGGUCAUUGCUACUAUCCUAGAUCCAAGGUAUAAGAUGAGAUAUAUUGAGUGGUGCUUUGGUAAGAUUUUUGAUACAUACCAAGUUGGUAUUGAGAUAGAAGAAGUUAGAGGUGAAUUAGAAAAGUUGUUUGAAGACUAUGAGAUGCAACAUAGAGAGAGAAAAGCUGCUCAAAGCAAGCCUAGUGCAUCUUCAUCCUUGACCACAGAUAGAUCAUGCAGUUUGCCUUCUGCUUCAUGUGAGUUUCAGUCAUACUUAUCAUCUACUGAAGCGAACCCAUCAAAGAGUGAGUUGCUCAUCUAUUUGGAUGAAACAAAUGUGAGUUUAGCUGACAAGGAGUUUGAUUUGCUUAACUGGUGGAAGGUUAACUCACAUAGAUUUCCAGUGGUGUCGAGGAUGGCAAAGAAGUUCUUAACUGUUCCAGCUACAUCUGUUUCUUCUGAGUCUACUUUUAGCGCUAGUGGUCGAACUCUAGAUGACUAUCGUAGCUCUCUAAGCCCUUCUACGGUGGAGGCAUUGAUAUGCUCCUCUAGUUGGAUUCGAGGUGCACAUGAUGGGAGUUUUACAUAUGUGGAGCAAGAGGACGAUGUUGAAAACAUUUCAUUUCCAAAAAGUUUGGUGGAGAGCAACUAGAUUAUCCUUUUCAACAGCAUGGAUGAACUGUUCUGUAAUCUACUUUUUAGUUUUUGGAUGAAGAACUAUGCAAAUGCAACUAUGCAAGUAUCUGUUCUGUUUAGACUUUAGACAAUAUAUGCUAUCAUGUUGGCAUGCUGGCAUGCUGCUUAUUCUGGACUUGAGAGUAUCUGUUCUGGACAAUAUAUGCUAUCAUAUUGUUUUA